Elaeis guineensis (African oil palm) is the source of this 2187-nucleotide messenger RNA. RefSeq names its product alpha-humulene synthase. Gene Ontology annotation, molecular function: terpene synthase activity; magnesium ion binding. The record is from RefSeq and is a predicted model, not a curated record. Lineage: Eukaryota; Viridiplantae; Streptophyta; Magnoliopsida; Arecales; Arecaceae. Gene Ontology annotation, biological process: diterpenoid biosynthetic process.
CUGAAAGAAGAGAUCAAGAUCCAUAGAUAAGGAACGAGAUCUGCAAGAUGCUAGCACAUCAGUGAUCUCGAUGCUUCAAUCAGAUGGCUCCGUAUAGAUACCAGCAGAGGUCGGACACGUACGCGGCUACGAUCAGAAUCCAGGACAUCUGCAGGAUCUGAGAGCUCUCUGUCUCUCCUGUAGAAGUUGAUGAGCCUUCACGUGCCUUCCCUGAGCAUGAUGGCAGAUAGCAACACGAUGGAAGCCCAUGGAUCUACAAACCAUUCUUCAGUGCCAUGCGGUGGUGAUAGAACCAUUCGCUUCCUUGCAAAUUUUCACCCUACAAUUUGGGGCGAUUACUUUAUUGAAAAUUAUCCAUUACCUUCGAAUCUUCAGAAGUCAGAGGCAUGUAUUGAGAAAAGGAGGGAAGAGUUAAAAGUGGAAGUAAUGAACUUGUUAAAAAAUGCUAAUGAUUAUUUACAAGAGAUGGAAUUAAUUGAUAUACUUCAACGUCUGGGUGUGGCAUAUCACUUUGAAAAGAAAAUAGAUGAGAUACUAAGCCAAAUUUUUAAAAAGCAUAUGGAGGAUGAUGAUUUGCAUGCUGUUGCUCUUCGCUUUCGACUCUUGAGACAACAUGGCUACAAUAUGCCUGCAGAUGUUUUUAUCAAGUUCAAAGAAGUUGAUGGAAGUUUCAAGGCUACCUUAAGAAAUGAUGUGAAGGGUCUGUUAAGUCUAUAUGAAGCUGCGUAUCUUGGUAUCCCAGAAGAUAAUCUAUUAGAUGAAGCACUGAAUUUUGCAAAAUUACAUCUCAAGUCCAUGGAAAGCCAUAUGAAAACCCCUCUUGCAGUACGAGUACUAGAUGCCUUUGAGUUGCCUUUACAUAGAAGAACAAGGAGGUUAGAGGCAAAGAAUUAUAUCUCCAUUUACCAACAAGAUGAUAGACGGAUUAAUGUGGUACUAGAGCUUGCAAAGUUGGAUUUUCAUAUACUGCAAUCAAUUCAUAGAGAAGAAGUUAGGAGCAUCUCUAUGUGGUGGAAAGCACUCGGCCUUGCAAAAAAGCUAACCUUCUGCAGAGAUAGAGUAGUCGAGGGUUAUUUUUGGAUUCUUGGGGUAUAUUUUGAGCCUCAUUAUUCUAGAGCACGAAUUUAUCUGACAAAGGUGCUUGCUUUACUUUCAAUCAUGGAUGAUAUCUAUGAUACUUAUGGCAUAGCACAGGAACUCCAAGCAUUUACUGAAGUCAUCCAAAGGUGGGACAUAGAGGCAGCGGAUCAGCUAGAUGAGGUCUAUAAACUCUACUUCUUUAAUCUAUAUAACGUAUUCAAAGAAUUUGAGGAUGAGCUCGCAAAGGAAGGAAAUUUCUAUAGAGUGGAAUAUCUUAAAGAAUCAGUCAAAGAAUUAUCAAGGGCUUAUCUUGAAGAAGUCAAAUGGAGGGACGAAGGUUACGUGCCGCCUCUUAAAGAAUAUCUGAAUGUUUCACAGAUCUCCAGUGUCCUUGUUGCAUUAUCCUGUGCUUCUUUUGUUGGCAUGGGAGAAGAAGCAACAAAAGAGGCAUUCGAUUGGGUUACAAGCUUCCCAAGAAUCAUAAAGUCUAGUUGCUUAAUCGGCCGGCUCUUGGAUGAUGUUGCAUCCAAUGAGUUUGAACAUGAGAGGAAGCAUGUCUCGUCGGCAGUCCAUUGCUACAUCAAAGAGCAUGGCACUUCAGUGCAAGAGGCAUAUGAGAAGCUGCGGGGAAUGAUUGAAGACGAAUGGAAAAUUAUGAAUCAAGAGUAUCUUUGUAUGACUACCAUGCCAAUGUCUUUGAUCAGGCCAAUCAUCAACCUCACACGAAUGGCAGAAACCGUAUACAAGAAGUGUGAUUCAUACACGCACUCUUCAUCUAUGAUGAAAGAUUAUAUCAUCUCGUUGCUGGUCGAGCCCAUUUCGUUCUGAGAAGGCUAUAUUAAAGAUCAUAUCAGCUUUCUUAUAUGUUCGCCUAUCUAUCUACUACAUUGUUGUUUUGGAUUUUCCUAUUGUUGGUCAUUCUUGUGCGAGGGACAAUAAGUGCUGUGUUUCCAUAUCUAUUCUUGGUACCUUAUAGUGUGUGUAAUCCUCUAAAACACAUUGUCAUUGUCAUAUGAGCGAGUUAGUUCUUGAUAAAGUUGUAUGACUUUAUUAUUUAAUCAUCUUGACCAUGGCAACAACUUAGCAAAAAAUAUUAUGGGUUUUCUU